Molecule: messenger RNA, 2196 nt
Organism: Tetrahymena thermophila SB210
Lineage: Eukaryota; Ciliophora; Oligohymenophorea; Hymenostomatida; Tetrahymenidae
Product: amine-terminal domain cyclin
Exons: 5
Biological process (GO): regulation of cyclin-dependent protein serine/threonine kinase activity; mitotic cell cycle phase transition
Cellular component (GO): cyclin-dependent protein kinase holoenzyme complex; nucleus; cytoplasm
Molecular function (GO): cyclin-dependent protein serine/threonine kinase regulator activity
Source: RefSeq, a predicted model, not a curated record
UUAUAUAAAUUACUCAAAGGAGUUCUCAUUUUUCCUUAACUCGCGCUUACUACCAAGCUCUAAGUCACACUAAAAACUCAUUAAAUAAUACAUAUAAAACUAUUACAAAUGUCUAAAUUGCUUUCUUUUUUCUUAGUUGAAAACAAGCAAUCAAAUAUUGUUUUUAAAUAAAAUAUUUCAUCAAAAACUACUAAUCCAGCUGUGCCAAUUCAAAAAUAAAACAAUUAAUCCUCAGCUGCUAUUAUAUAAUCUGCUAACAUAAAUAUCCAUAAUAAUAAAAAUAAAAAGGUAUAAAAAUCUGAAUGUAAAAGACAGCUAAAAAUUACUUAACUCAUGCAAAAUACUAAGUAAAGUCAACCUACUUAACCUUUUCAAUAAAUCAACAAAUGCGGCUAAAAAAUCAUUAAUAAUAAACCUAAAGAAUAAUAAUAAUAAUAAAAACUUAAAUAAAACUCUAUAAUAAUUUAAACUUCUUAAUAAUAAAAAACUGAUUAAACAAUAUAUAAUUCACCUCCUUACUGUAUGCUUACUUAAGAAGAAAAAGGGGGUCAACUAAAUAAUUUAUAAUAAUAUGUUGAGAAAUAAUAAGUAAAACAGCUUAACCACAAACCAGCACAAAUAGAUUAAUUUUCCUCUUCAUCUUUAUAAAAUUAAGAAACUGAGACUCAAAUUACAAAUGAUUCACCUUGCUCUCCACCUUACUAAAUAUCUUCAUCAAAUAAUCAAAAUUUAAAAUUAAAGAAAACAAAAUUAAGAAGCUUUGAAAAAGAAGAAGAUAUUUUAGUCAGCGAAUUUGAAAUAAACUUUUGCAAAAAAAAAUGCUAAGAAAGUUCACAAUAAAUCUUUGAAGCUUCUCCAGAAUUUACUUAGGAGGGAGGAUAGUAGUAAAUUUUUGAAUUCAGAAAAAAGCAAAUUAGCUUUUUGUCUUAAAAUACUUGUGAUAAUGAUGAAAGCUACUUUACAUCAUUUAAUGAUAAUUUUUAAGCAGCUUAAGAUCUUUUUACUUGCACAGAAACUCUCUCUCCUAAUUGUUUUGCUAUGAAUGAAAGUCCUUAAUCUGAUAGCGAAACAUAAAAACUACAAUUAAGUUAAUAAAAUAAUAAAUUAUCUUUAAAAAAUCGUCUUAAAAUUAUUGAUUCUACCAGCAAACAAUCUCAUAAGAAUGAAUUAGAUGAUUUUGAGAAGAAUAUAACAAUCUAAAGUGCUGAGAAGGAGUUAAACUAUUAGUAAGAAUAUAUUGAUAACUUGAUGAAGCUAGAAAAAGAUUACUAUUUUGAAUGCAGUAUUUUUGAAAACAAAAACUGUCAAAUUGACAGAAAAAUGAGAUAUAUUGUUAUUAACUGGAUAUUUGAACUUUGUUCAGAUUAUAAUUUAAAUCGUUAAACAUGCUAAACAGCUAUCAAUAUUUUUGAUAGAUAUAUUUCAAAAAAAAUUAGCUCAAUAAAUAAAUAAAAUAUUCAGUUGAUCGCUGCAACUUGUGUUUAUAUUUCUUCCAAAAAAGAAGAAUAAGUCAGUCCUAAGCUAAAACAUUUUAUAGAAUCUACAAAAAAUGUUUUUACUGUCAACUAAUUCCUCAAUCAAGAAUUAGAUAUACUCAAUAUUCUCAAUUUUAAAAUUAAUGGAGUUUGCUUUGAAGAAUGGUUAUAGAAUAUUUGCUAAUAUUGGGAUGAAUUUAUAAAUUAAGUUUAGAAUUCUUAAUAUCACUAAAAAAUCUACUUCAAUAAUAAGACUGAAGAAUCUAAACUGAGAUAUUCUCAGCUUUAAAAAGUUAUAGAUUUAAUACAAUUAGAUGAAGAAAGCAAUAAUUAUAAUAAAUCAAACAUUGUUCUUGCUUUGAUCUAUUUGGUUUAUGGUAUUUAUUCUUAAGAUUUCCUGCUAAAUGACGUAGUGACUUAUUUCUCUUCAAUAAAUAUGUAUUACCAUAGAGACUACUUCUAGCAAUAUAACAAAUUAAUGUUAUCAUUUAAGCAAUUCAUUUUUAUCAAUAACGCUCACUUUUCAACUGCCUUAAAUGAAGAAUCUUUCAUAUAAGCUAUUUAAUAUGUAUCAAAAUUUUUUGGAUACUUUCAAAAACCUCAAUAAUCUCAAAAGGUAAUCGAAAACAACACUGAAUGCAUCUAAAAGCAAUUUAUUAUUGAAAAUGGAUUAGAAUUCAUACUUGAUAUGAAAAAUUAAUAACAAACUAAAAGUUCUUGA